Carassius auratus (goldfish) is the source of this 2567-nucleotide messenger RNA. Its product is annotated as F-box-like/WD repeat-containing protein TBL1XR1. The record is from RefSeq and is a predicted model, not a curated record. Gene Ontology annotation, biological process: regulation of transcription by RNA polymerase II. The transcript has 7 exons. Gene Ontology annotation, cellular component: histone deacetylase complex. Gene Ontology annotation, molecular function: protein binding; transcription corepressor activity. The coding region runs from base 193 to 753 and encodes 186 amino acids. Lineage: Eukaryota; Metazoa; Chordata; Actinopteri; Cypriniformes; Cyprinidae.
CCACAUCACCUUUAAAUAUAAUGUAUAUUUUACCCCGUCACAGAUUAUUUAAUAUUUCCUUCUCUUCUUCAGACAACAAUCAUUUGGGAUGCUCACACAGGGGAAGCCAAACAGCAGUUCCCGUUUCACUCAGCACCCGCUCUGGACGUGGACUGGCAGAGUAACAACACGUUUGCCUCCUGUAGCACAGACAUGUGCAUCCAUGUGUGCAAACUAGGCCAGGACCGACCCAUUAAGACAUUCCAAGGACACACAAAUGAAGUUAAUGCAAUCAAAUGGGAUCCAACUGGUAACCUGCUGGCGUCGUGUUCUGAUGAUAUGACUCUUAAGAUCUGGAGUAUGAAACAGGACACUUGUGUUCAUGAUUUGCAAGCUCACAGCAAAGAAAUCUACACUAUCAAAUGGAGCCCCACAGGUCCAGGAACCAACAACCCUAAUGCCAAUCUAAUGCUGGCCAGUGCUUCCUUUGACUCCACUGUUCGGCUUUGGGAUGUAGAUCGAGGCAUCUGCAUCCACACACUAACCAAACACCAGGAGCCCGUGUACAGCGUGGCCUUCAGCCCUGACGGACGCCAUCUAGCCAGCGGCUCUUUUGACAAAUGUGUCCACAUCUGGAACACACAGACUGGUGCUUUAGUCCAUAGCUACAGGGGGACGGGGGGCAUUUUUGAAGUUUGCUGGAAUGCAGCAGGAGACAAAGUAGGAGCAAGUGCGUCGGACGGCUCUGUUUGUGUAUUAGAUCUGCGGAAAUAGCGCUGCUUGCUGGAAGCCAUGGACCGACUAUGAAUGUGUACAUAGCCAAAAUGACUGUCCCUGACCCUCAAACUGCUACAGUCCCUGAACCAUGGCCAGCCACUACAGACAAACACAAGCACGCUGACGCCACAAGCCGAGCGGAGAGGAUGUGAUUCCAACCCGAGACAUUCAAAUGACUUUUGUAAGGUGAAAAAAAAAAACAAUAUAACAGAGGAAGAAAGAAAGAAAGACAAGAAGACUGUAUAUGUACCAAAUUUGGAAGAUAUUUUACUAUUUGUUCUUCAAAACCAAUCUCAUCGAAAUAAACGAACGAAAGGAUUUUAAUCUUUGUUGGUAGUUUCCGUUUCAGUGUGCAGACAUACCGUUUUCUCCCCCCCCCCCCUCUUUCUUUCGCACAUUUGAUUUGACGUCACAGCUGCAUGAUUCCAAGACUCACGGUUUCCUCCGUUUAACACAAGUACAGAUAUUUAGUCUUUUUGGUACUGGAUGUUUUGUGAUUUCAACAGUGUGGGGACAUGAGAAAAAAAAAAUCAAUAUUUUCCUUGUUCUUUGGUUUUCCUUUUUAUGCUAUUGUGUAACUGUAAUCUUCUCUUCCCCUCGAACCCUGCUUUCCCCCCAAAUGAGAGAUACAUUAACCACCACAACAACAACAAAAACAGGCAUGCACAUCACAGAAAAUGCAUCCGUUCACUCAUACUACUGUAUUUAGUUGGUAGACGUUCCCUUAAAAAGAACACCAACAAAUUUUGUUUGGCAAUCGUAGACGUGGUGUUCGAAUUACAGAAGUUUGACAUACAUGUGGGUUGGAAACAGAAAAACUUGCUUUAGAUUUGAAAUAUUUUAAAUUAAACCCAUCAGCAUCAUUUGUACUUUGUUUUAAUAAUUGGAUUAUUUACUAAAUUCAUUUUGUCUUUCAGUUCCAGUAUUUUUUUUUUGUUCUCUAUUAUGCUAAAUAUAAAAUUUAAGCAUUUUUUGUUGGAGAACCCAAAACCUAAAGCAAGUCUGUUGACAGAACAUUGAGCAAACAUUGGAGAGACAUUAUUUUAGUGCUUUUGGGGUUCUCUGCACUGACAUUUAAUGGGAUGCUGAUGUUCAUUUACAGUAAUGGCCUGCAUGAGGACAGUCUGUACUAAUGUGCUUUGUUUUUCUCCGUGUUUAGACAUCCAGUGGGAAAAAAAAGUCACAGACCCCAAGAGUGCAAAAGUCUCUCUGAAUUUUUUUUUUUUGUCCCUCACAGAGAUAUUUUAGGCUAUAACCUUGCAUUUAAACCAAGGUGUCGUAUUUAAAGAUUUGAAACGGAUUAAAAAAAAAAAAGUGGAAAAACAUCUGAACACUAUUUAUUACAGCCUAUGACAACAGAAGGGUGUUUGAGUCGUCCCUUUGCCCCAGCGUCUGCCUGCUCACAACAACCUUCAGUUCCUCUGUCGUUUCGAAUCAUUAUUCUUACUGCAUCUGUGUCUCCUGGACUUUUUGUACUCUUUUAAAAAAAAAAACUUUUGUAAUGCAUAUUUCUUUGUAGCUAUAUAUAUAUAUAUAUAUAUAUAUAUAAAAAUAAAAUAAAAAGAGUAAAUACGCAAAAAAAAAAAAAAGAGGGAGAAAAAAGAAAAUCCCGACAAACUACUGGAGGUGGGUUUGAGGGUGUACAGCUUCGACCUCAGUUCUGCUCACUCUUGAGUUCUCAGAUGUCCCCACACCUGAUCUUUGUUUCCCCAGUCAAAUGUUUUUGGUUGCAAAAAUUCCCCCUGCAUUGCAUUGAUCUGUUGUCAUUUAAAUCAGAUCUGGAGUCCAAAAUAAAGUAUAUUUUGAUAUUA